AUGGAACAGCAAAAAUAUUCCACCCGCGCAAUAAGUGUCUGGGUUGUGGUGAGUGAAAUCGAACUCGAUCCCUUACUCCCAGUUUCCGAGGCUGUUCUGUAUACAAGCACAGCAGCCAGUAGCGUGGCGUUGGCCCGUACUGCUGUUAACUUCCUGCGCAGUUCACAGGCCUCACCAACUUUGCGGAUCGGCAUUAUUUUCAAUCCACGGAACCUUUCUUUGCUUGCAUCCACGUCUAAUCUUACAUCUGAUGUUUUUACUCUCACUCGGGCUCUCUAUCUGGCGGGUGAACCAGCUCUGCCCAUCCCCAUUACUGAUUCAGCCUCUCCUGGAGUUAGUGCCACUUACCACUUAGACCAUAUGACAGCGCGCAAUUUGGCCAACAAACUUCUAAAAGAGGCUGGCGAAAGGAUAACAGCCAUCAAUCAGACUCGAGGUUUAGUGGGCAGAUCAAUAAAAGAACUAGCAGUUGGGGUAGGUUUCAUUGUAAUUUUUUCUGAAGACAAAUAA
Molecule: messenger RNA, 510 nt
Organism: Protopolystoma xenopodis
Lineage: Eukaryota; Metazoa; Platyhelminthes; Monogenea; Polystomatidea; Polystomatidae
Source: the annotation of a GenBank genome assembly